AUGGCGCGAAGUCCUGUUCUAGCCGCAAUGUUUUCACAUGAAAUGAUUGAGAAGAAAGAAAGUAAAAUAUCAAUACCAGAUAUUAGUUCAGAGAUAUUCGAAAUGGUCUUGAAGUACAUCUACACUGAUGAAGUCACUGAUCUGGAUUUGUAUGCUGAUGAUUUAUUAGAAGCUGCGGAAAAAUAUCAGCUACUGUCACUUAAAAAUAUUUGUCAAGAAUCGCUUAGUAAAACUUUGAAUCUUGAGAAUGCACUUUAUUUAAUGACUUUAGCUGACUCGUAUAACGCCACUCAUCUAUUAGAGUUUACAAGCAAUUUUUUGGUUUUAAAUAUGAAAAAUAUUAUUGACACUCAGGAUUUUAAACGAUUGGAGAAAUCACACCCUUCUUUGGCAUUGGAACUGUUGAAAAAAUAUUCAUUUUCUAACAAGGAUGAGAAAGCUAGUGUUCCUGAUCCGACUGCAAAAUAG
Messenger RNA from Microplitis mediator, 468 nucleotides. Its product is annotated as speckle-type POZ protein-like. NCBI's taxonomy places the organism in Eukaryota, Metazoa, Arthropoda, Insecta, Hymenoptera, Braconidae. The record is from RefSeq and is a predicted model, not a curated record. The transcript has a single exon. Gene Ontology annotation, molecular function: ubiquitin protein ligase binding. Gene Ontology annotation, cellular component: cytoplasm. The coding region runs from base 1 to 468 and encodes 155 amino acids. Gene Ontology annotation, biological process: proteasome-mediated ubiquitin-dependent protein catabolic process; regulation of proteolysis.